AUGUAUCUCAAUGGAAAACAUCUAGAUACUACAUUAAAAUUGGGACAAUCAAACUCUGGGACUGUUUCAAUCAAGCAAAUUGGCAUUUCAGAUUCAUUGGAAUUAGCACUUGCACCACCACUUGCACCACCAUCCACGACAUCAAAGCUUGAAGACACAGAUUGGCUGAGAUUAACACUUGCACCGCCAUCUGGAAUCACAACCCAAGAUAUAUCGCCAGGAAAACAUGAACUCUUCAGCGCAUCGGGAAUUCAAAGGAAAAUUCCGUUCAAAAGGUCAUCUCAACGAAAACAAUUCUUCAGGAUCACACCGGAUGUUGAGAGGUGGCUGGGAGGAAAACACGUACAAUUCUCAAAGCCAGUACCGCAUCUGCUCGGGGAUCAUCGCAGCGCCAUGCCACAUAAACAUAUGAUGGUCGGAUCUUUUCCAUCCAGUUUAUCAACGCAUAUCAUUCAGGACUCUAGUUCAAGAUAUAUACCAAGAUCCCAUGGUUCAGGAUCGAAUGCAGUCCAACCUUUUGCACCACGCGAAUCAACUGCAGAAGAUUUAGAAAAUACCUUGGAAGAUCGACAUCACUCGAUCAUUGACCCUGCUUCUUCAAAAAGCCAUCCCAUACAAAUUUCAGGGGAUCAAGACGAGACAAAAGUACCAGAAAAACAUAGCACUGAACAUGGAAGACCUCCUCCGUCCGGAGAACAACAAACUGAUAUAUUUGAUCCCGACGGUAGUGAAACUUACACCGCGAUACGUGAACUUAUGGGCACGUUGUCAAGGUCUGGAAAGGAGAUAAUUGGAGCACAUAUUGAAAUUCGUGCGGACAUUAUCACCUGGUUUAAUACUUUGAAAGUUGGGUUGAUACAACAAACAACAGAAUCGAAUAAACUCAAUGGCCUAAGCGCUAGGGAUAUUCAAAGAGCAGUUGGCCGAGCGUACUACAAAUUGACCAACCCUUUUCUGGGAUUCUUAAUCAGGUAUUACAAACACACAAGAGAAUCAGGCAACAUUGAUCCGAGUCUUUUAACUGGGGGGUGGAAAUUUUUGAAGAGGUACAUGGUUCAAUGGCAUGAUGUGGAUCUUCAAGCCGUUCUCAAACUCAGAGGAAAGCUUGAAGUAGAUGAUCGUGUCUGGAAAUGGACUCCAGAAGAGCUUCUGGCCCAUUUGAUGUGGAUGGAUAGAAAGGAACACUUACCUACCAAGGUGUUAUCAAAGUUUAUAUCUGAAUGGAAAAAGAGCGAGGCAUUAUGA
Molecule: messenger RNA, 1245 nt
Organism: Melampsora larici-populina 98AG31
Lineage: Eukaryota; Fungi; Basidiomycota; Pucciniomycetes; Pucciniales; Melampsoraceae
Exons: 1
Coding region: 1-1245 (414 amino acids)
Source: RefSeq, a predicted model, not a curated record